AGGACCCGAGCAGCCGCGAAGAAGCUCCAAGAGCAGCGGCGAGGACGGGAGCAGCCCCGGAAGCUGCCCAAGCGCAAGAUCGUGCUGCUCAUGGCCUAUUCGGGGAAGGUACACGGCAUGCAGAGGAAUGUCGGGUCCUCGCAAUUCAAGACCAUUGAGGAUGACCUGGUGUCGGCCCUGGUCCGGUCGGGCUGUAUUCCCGAGAAUCACGGCGAGGACAUGAGGAAGAUGUCGUUCCAGCGGUGCGCCCGCACAGACAAGGGCGUGUCCGCAGCUGGGCAGGUCGUGUCCCUGAAGGUGUGGCUGAUUGACGACAUUUUAGAAAAGAUCAACAGCCACCUCCCAUCUCACAUUCGAAUACUGGGACUGAAGCGCGUCACGGGCGGCUUCAACUCCAAGAACAGGUGCGAUGCCAGGACCUACGUCUACAUGCUGCCCACGUUCGCCUUCGCGCACAAGGACCGCGACGUGCAGGACGAGACGUACCGGCUGAGCGCCGACACGCUGCGGCAGGUGAACCGGCUGCUGGCCUGCUACAAGGGCACCCACAACUUCCACAACUUCACCUCGCAGAAGGGGCCCCGGGAGCCCAGCGCCCAGCGCUACGUCCUGGACAUGUUCUGCGAGGAGCCCUUCGAGCGGGAUGGCAUGGAGUUCGCCGUCAUCAAGGUCAAGGGGCAGAGCUUCAUGACGCACCAGAUCCGGAAGAUGGUGGGCCUGGUGGUGGCCAUCGUCAAGGGCUACGCGCCCGAGGACGUGCUGGAGCGCAGCUGGGGCGAGGCCAAGGUGGACGUGCCCAAGGCGCCGGGGCUGGGCCUGGUCCUGGAGCGCGUGCACUUCGAGACGUACAACCGGCGCUUCGGCGGCGACGGGCUGCACGAGCCGCUGGACUGGGCGCGGGAGGAGGCGGAGGCCGCGGCCUUCAAGGAGCAGCACAUCUACCCCACGAUCAUCAGCACCGAGCGGCACGAGAGGUCCAUGGCCCAGUGGCUGAGCACCCUGCCCACGCACGACUUCAGCGCCACUGCCCACGCGGCGGGCGCCAAGGUCCCCAGCCCCCAGGAAGGCAGCGAAGAGGACGGAGACAGUGACUGAGCGGGGACGCCCCCGGAGACACGUGCACCAGGAGCCGCCGCUGCUGCCACCGGCCGCAUCCCUCGCCAAGACGGGAGCCAAGACGCGGCCUCGCAACCUCAGGACCUCGAGACCCACAUCGUUCUCAGCUUCCCUCAGGAGAACCGGCCGCCAAUCUGUCUCAGCUCAGCGUGAACUCUGUACACCUCAGCGUGUAAAGACACUAUUUUUCUAAGGAAAUGAUUUUCUUACUAAAUAGAUACAAGCUUUGCUUAGU
This is a messenger RNA of Myotis lucifugus (little brown bat), 1351 nucleotides long. RefSeq names its product pseudouridylate synthase 1 (gene PUS1). Lineage: Eukaryota; Metazoa; Chordata; Mammalia; Chiroptera; Vespertilionidae. Gene Ontology annotation, molecular function: pseudouridine synthase activity; RNA binding. Gene Ontology annotation, cellular component: nucleus. Gene Ontology annotation, biological process: tRNA pseudouridine synthesis; mRNA pseudouridine synthesis. The record is from RefSeq and is a predicted model, not a curated record.